CGAGUGGCCAUUUUUUAUUUUUAUGUGCGUCCAGAUCCCACUUCCGCUCAUUCCUCUCCAAAAAACGCAUUUAACAGUGAUUAAUAACGGGUGUCACCCGCAAACCGUCCAACUUUAAUCGCCUUCGUCGCAGAGAAAGAAUACGACAGAUAAUUUGGGAGUCUUUGUCAUCAUGAAUCCCGAAUAUGAUUACCUGUUCAAGCUCCUGCUGAUCGGAGACUCUGGCGUGGGGAAGUCCUGUCUCCUGCUGCGUUUCGCUGACGACACGUACACCGACAGCUACAUCAGCACGAUCGGAGUGGACUUCAAAAUCAGGACGAUAGAGCUCGACGGAAAGACCAUCAAACUACAGAUCUGGGACACGGCCGGUCAGGAGCGGUUUCGCACCAUCACCUCCAGCUACUACAGAGGAGCUCACGGGAUCAUCGUCGUGUAUGAUGUCACGGAUCAGGAGUCCUUCAACAACAUCAAGCAGUGGCUUCAGGAGAUCGACCGCUACGCUAGUGAAAAUGUCAACAAGCUCCUGGUGGGAAACAAGUGUGAUCUGACCACCAAGAAAGUUGUGGAUUACACCACAGCCAAGGAGUUUGCAGACUCUCUCAGCAUCCCGUUCCUGGAGACGAGCGCCAAGAGCUCCUCUAAUGUGGAACAGGCCUUCAUGACCAUGGCAGCAGAGAUCAAGAAGAGAAUGGGCCCCGGGGCCACUGCAGGAGGCCCCGAGAAAUCCAACGUCAAGAUUCAGAGCACGCCGGUCAAUACAUCCUCCGGAGGAUGCUGCUGAGACCAACGACAGUAACGCUACCAACCAUACGCCACAGCUGAGUGAGUGAGUGUGUGUGUGUGUGUGUGAGAGAGAGAGAGAGAGAGAGAGUGUGUGUGUGUGUGCAAUAAAGACUGAGAAUAUUAAAGAACAGGAGAGAGAGAGAGAGAGAGGAUCAAAUGAAACAUUGCCUGACAUUGACCCAUUCAUGCACAUGGAUGCAUGACCAGACAAACACACGUCCAGCCGUCUGCCGAGACAAACACACGUCUUCACGGCUCAGAUUCUGUCGCUCUUUACACAAGCAUCCGGCAGCACUUCCGGACACCAGCGGUUUUAGAGGAGCACCACCAGGUUUGGCUUUGAACUUCCUCUUUGGAUCUUUGAAGGAAGCUGUGGACUGUGAUGUCAUAACUGACCUCGGAACAGUGGGAUGUGUUACUAUGGCUCCCAGUGGGGUUACUCCGUCCCUCUCCGUCCCGUCUCUCGUUUGGUGGAGCGUUCGCCUGUUUGGCCAUUUCUUCUGUUUGGUUUUUAUUAGUGCUCCUCUGAGCGAGACCAACGCAACACUUACAAUAGAGCUAGUCAUGUUUCUAACAUUAUUAUUAUUAUUAUCCUGGGCAGUUUGUUUGAGCUAUAAUUUGGAAAUCAAGAACCAAAUCCUAGGCCGCUUGUAGUUUAGACGCAUAUUUCAACUAAAAAUGAUCAAGUAAAUCCUGAUUCUGUCAUCAUUUACUCUCCUUCAGGUUGUUCCACAGCUGUGUGUGAAGUUUCUUUCUACUGUUGAUCAGAAAACAUCUUGGUUAUUUGUUGUGACUUGUGAUGUUUAAUUGCCGGUGGCCGUUCACUUCCAUAGUGUGUAAAAAAACUGCUCUGUGACACCGGCAACUGUUUGGUUCUCAACCGUUUUCAGAAUAUCUGCUUUUGUGUUCAACAGAAGAAAGAAACUCUGACGCGUCUUGUACAACAUCAGGGUGAAUAAAUGAACUAUGCCUUUAAAUGUCUAUAUUAUCAGUUAGUUAUUUUCAUUAGUUUUGAUUCUUAUAAAUCAUGUAUAUUAUGUGGAAGCUGGUCUGUAUCCAUGGGAUAAAAAAUAUAACAGUAAGUGCAAUUCUUCACCUCACAAUUUGGACGUUUUUUAACUCUUACUUUUUUUCUCGCAAUUACAAGAAAUUUGAAAUAUGUCAAGGGGAAAAUCUAAUAAAAUGUUUUAUUCCAUGGUGGAAAUAAACAACAACAAAAUAGAAAUUAGUUCUUUUUGAGUCUGAAUUGCUAAAAAAAACAAUGUUUUGUUGAAAACAAGCUUCCCUAACAGUGUGACUGUAACAGGAGCAAUAGCAGAUCUAUGUACAAAUGUAUCUAUGGAAAUCCCACAGAUAAACAGGAAAUGACAUCACAAUAAGUAAAGCAAUGUUGCAUAUGUAGCUUUUUGAUUUCAGGGAGAAAUGCACUUUUUGUUUUCUUUUACAUCCCCUGAUGUUCAAAUAAACUAUGAAGGAAAAGCUGAAUAAAAUGGUUUUAACUGGA
This is a messenger RNA of Carassius auratus (goldfish), 2287 nucleotides long. Its product is annotated as ras-related protein Rab-1A-like. The transcript has 6 exons. Gene Ontology annotation, molecular function: GTPase activity; GTP binding. NCBI's taxonomy places the organism in Eukaryota, Metazoa, Chordata, Actinopteri, Cypriniformes, Cyprinidae. The coding region runs from base 173 to 781 and encodes 202 amino acids. The record is from RefSeq and is a predicted model, not a curated record.